Molecule: messenger RNA, 2299 nt
Organism: Megachile rotundata (alfalfa leafcutting bee)
Lineage: Eukaryota; Metazoa; Arthropoda; Insecta; Hymenoptera; Megachilidae
Gene: Slh
Product: sec1 family domain containing Slh
Biological process (GO): vesicle-mediated transport
Source: RefSeq, a predicted model, not a curated record
GAGCUUUGCCUAUGAUAAAGCAUCAAUUGAAGUUAGUCGUAUUGCGCAAAACAGUAUGUUCUCUCUAUGAAUGUAGUAUAUGCACCAUUUUUGACAAUUCACAGUUAAAAAUCGAAUGUUGACAUAUGUAUUUGAGAUAUGUUAUUUUCAAUCAUUUGCUACUGUAUGUAGUCUUAAAAUUACAUAAAUUAAUUUUGUAAAAACUUCUCAUUUAAGUAGAAGUACAAUACUUGUUAAUAAAAGAUUUGUACAUAGAAGUGGAAUUUUUUAAAACGAGAUAACCAUGAUGAGUCUACGUGACAGGCAAAUAAAUGCCUUGAAACAGAUGUUAAAUUUAAAUCAACCGGAACAGAAAUUAGAAGAAGCAGUACCGGUAUGGAAAGUUUUAAUUUACGAUCGACUUGGACAAGAUAUCAUUUCGCCGUUAAUAUCGGUAAAAGAAUUGAGAAAUCUUGGCAUUACACUCCACAUGCAAUUACAUUCUGACAGAGAUUCUAUACCCGAAGUACCAGCUAUUUACUUCUGUGCACCAACAGAUGAAAAUCUUGGUAGGAUUGGGCAGGAUUUACAAAGUGGUUUAUAUGAUAUUUAUCAUUUAAACUUCAUCUCGCCAAUAACUCGACAAAAAAUGGAGGACUUAGCAGCUGCUGCAAUACUUGGAGGUGUUGUGUCAAAUAUUCACAAAGUAUUUGAUCAGUAUUUAAAUUUCAUUUCUUUGGAAGAUGAUCUGUUUAUUCUUAGACAUCAAAAUAGUGAUGUAAUAUCAUAUCAUGCGAUUAAUCGGGGUGAAGUAAAAGACACAGAAAUGGAAUCGGUAAUGGAUAUUAUUGUUGACUGCCUGUUCUCAGUAUUUGUCACAUUGGGAACUGUUCCAAUUAUAAGAUGUCCAAGAGGAAAUGCAGCUGAAAUGGUUGCUAAAAUGAUAGACAAGAAACUAAGAGAAAAUGUAUGGGACACAAGAAAUAAUUUAUUUGAGAGUGAAACAACUGGUCAUUACAGUUUUCAGAGACCUCUUCUUAUAAUAUUGGAUCGUAACAUAGACAUGGCCACACCAUUACAUCAUACCUGGACAUACCAAGCACUAGCACAUGACGUAUUAGAAAUGGCUCUAAAUAGGUUAGUUGUAGAGGAGAAUGUGGGAAGAUCUCCUGCAGGUGGAACCCGUUCAAAGACACGAGCCUAUGAGCUAGACAAUAGAGAUCGAUUUUGGUGUCAACAUAAAGGCAGUCCAUUUCCUAGAGUAGCUGAAGCUAUACAGGAAGAAUUAGAACAGUACCGUACUUUCGAAGAGGAUGUUAAGAAACUUAAAUCUUCUAUGGGUAUUGAUAAUGAAAGUGAAGUAGCAUUAUCAAUGGUUUCCAAUAACACAGCACGUUUGACGAAUGCUGUAAAUUCUCUGCCACAACUUUUAGAAAUGAAGCGAUUGAUAGAUAUGCAUACAUCAAUUGCAACAGGUAUUUUAAAUUCCAUAAAAUCUCGUAGAUUAGAUACAUUUUUUGAACUUGAAGAGAAAAUAAUGGGCAAGCAAACAUUAGAUAGAAGCGUAUUAGAAACAAUAAGUGACCCAGAUUGUGGUACUUCAGAAGACAAGUUACGGCUUGCUAUUAUAUAUUACCUUUGUACCAAUAUGUCAGAUGCUGACUAUAACAAACUUGAAGCAGCAUUGUCUGCUGCUGGAUGUGACUUGAAUCCUCUAGUUUACAUAAAAAGAUUGAGAAGUUACACCAGAAUAACAGAAAUUCAAAACAGUUAUGAAGGUGGUGGAACCAAGACAGUCAGUAUGUUCUCAAAGCUUAUGAAUCAAGGAUCUUCUUUUGUAAUGGAAGGAGUAAAGAAUUUAGUCGUUAAGAAGCAUAAUUUGCCAGUCACAAAAAUUGUUGAUGAACUAAUGGAAUCAAGACAAUCGUCUCAAACGGACGAUUACUGUUAUUUAGAUCCGAAGCAGUUGAAGCAUACCGAACAGAUGCCAAAGAAUCGACCAACAUUCCAGGAUGUAAUUGUUUUUAUUGUUGGCGGUGGAAAUUACAUAGAAUAUCAAAAUCUAGUGGACUAUGUAAAGCAAAAGAGUGGGGCUGGUUUUAACAAACGAAUCACAUACGGUUCAACGACAUUUAUUAACGCAAAACAAUUACUUAAGCAACUUUCACUUUUGGGACAAGAAGUUCAUUCCUAAAUUUUAUAGAAUAUAUGAAAAAAUAUUUAUCGUCUACUUUUCUUAUAACGUACGCCGAUUUUUCAUAUUGUUGUUAUUGCCUUCUUGUAAAAAUGUAAAAUAAAUAAAAUAUGAUUAGUUAUUUUA